This is a messenger RNA of Polyodon spathula (Mississippi paddlefish), 2525 nucleotides long. RefSeq names its product STE20-related kinase adapter protein beta-like. The record is from RefSeq and is a predicted model, not a curated record. NCBI's taxonomy places the organism in Eukaryota, Metazoa, Chordata, Actinopteri, Acipenseriformes, Polyodontidae. The transcript has 11 exons. Gene Ontology annotation, molecular function: protein kinase activity; ATP binding; protein serine/threonine kinase activator activity. Gene Ontology annotation, biological process: protein phosphorylation. The coding region runs from base 1066 to 2334 and encodes 422 amino acids.
UUGUGUGUGUGUCAUUAUAUAAAUUAGACACACACGCACACACACACACACAGACUGUGUUAAUCCAAAAUGACUUCAGUCAUGCGAUGGCGUUACAGCUGAGAGCUGAGACAAAUAUUUUGCAACACCUUUCGAAAUUCAAUAUGAAACUUUAUGAACACAGGCUUUUUUUCCUAAAUUAACCUUCCAAGCUAUCUUACCGUUUACUUUUGCCUGGAAGUAACUGUGUGCAUUCGUUUAAUUAUAAUAUAAAGUUAUUAGAGCUGCCUGGAGUAAAUGUUGUAAAUGUAAUACACGCAUUGUUGUUUCUGUUUAAAUUGUCGUCACAUAAUUUAGGUGUUAACGAAAUUAAAACGAGUUACUAAAAGUUUGUUGUGUUGCUGGUAAUGUAUUUUGCAUUUGUGUUUAUUUUAUCUUGGUGUACUACUAGCAGUAAGCAUUUGCGUGAAGUUUAACUUGCUAGGGGUUACUACUAACUACUGUAUGUCAUUUGCAACUAUAGAUAUUAGCAGUGGACUCUUGCAGGCGGUGUCCAAGUAAGAGCAAAGUGUUGUGGAGUAUGGAAAACGAACUUCUCUGCAUGCGUGGGGCAUGGUUGCAGUGUUAAACUCUCGUUACCAAUUAUUCAGUAAAAGCGAGAAGUGCUUCACAUCGACUUUAACAUUACAUUUGUAAACACGGGGGGCGCUACUUUGAUGCAAUGCACGAACACAAAUGGCAUUAAAACUAGCAUAAAAACUCUGGUUGCAGUAGGCAGCAGUUCAAUCGUUGUUUUAAGUUGUUUGGUUAGUACACCGCGGUAGUCUCUAGCAGUAUAUGCCUAUGCAGCCCUGUGCUUGUGGACAAAGGUACAGGCUAACUGCCAAGCUAGGGAGGCAAUUAUUCAGAGCAGUUAAAUAAGUGAUCUUUUAGAGCCCUCAUUAAAAUGUGGAUCCUUAUGGAGUGAUUGUGUUUGUCUGUCUGUUAACGUUUUAGUAUUGAUUUGAGUGAUUUUUUUUUCCUCCCUUUUUCAUUCUCUUCAGCCCCUUUACGAAGGAUAAACGUACAGUAAUGUAAGAGGAUUCCAUGUCUUUCUUGGACUGUUCCUGUAUUUCACAUACAUCAUUUGAAAACAUCAGAGUAGAGGACCAUUACAACACAGUCAGUUAUCACUGUCUGACCAAUGAGCCAGCAGCAUGUUCCCUAUCAAAAACACCUCCCAAUGAUGACAUGACUGUGUACUCUACUGAUAUCAGCCACUACCAACUUCUCUCUGAGCUGGGGAGGGGGUUCUGUGACCUCAGUGUGGUGAGCUUGGCUAGGCACAGACCCACAGGGAACCUAGUGGCUGUCAAACAGACAAAUCUCGACAACUGUACAGAAGAGCAACUAGGGGUCUUGCAGAAUGAGGUGCUGCAGACUCGGAUGUUCCACCACCCCAACAUCCUGACCUCCCGGACAGUAUUUACCUCCUCUAGCAAACUCUGGGUCAUCAGUCCUUUGAUGGCUUAUGGGUCUGCAGAGUGUCUUGUGAAGACGUAUUUCUCUGAUGGAAUGAGUGAAUCACUCAUUGCCUUUAUUCUUUAUGGAGUAUUAAAGGGUCUUGACUACUUGCACAGGAUGGGCUACAUUCACAGGAGUGUUAAAGCCAGUCAUAUUCUGCUGUCUGGAGAUGGACGUGUCUACCUGUCUGGUCUACACAGUCUGUACAACAUGGUGAGAGAUGGGAAGAGGUCGAAGGUUGUGUACGAUGUACCAGAGCAGUGCUCCACUGUGCUUCCUUGGCUGAGUCCAGAGCUGCUCCGACAGGAUCUGCACGGCUAUGAUUUGAAGUCUGAUAUCUACAGUCUGGGCAUUACCGCUUGUGAGCUAGCCACAGGGAGAGUUCCUUUUCAGGACAUGCACCCAACAUUGAUGCUGCUGCAAAAGCUCAAGGGGUCGCACUGCUGUCUGCUGGAUAUCCACCCGUUCCCCUUGGAGGGUCUGGGGCUGAAAGUCUCCCGCUCUGGGGUGGAUUCUGGGAUAGGGGAGAGUGUGGCCGCCUCCAUCAUUAUGCGAACAAUGACUGGAGAGAGACCACAGAGUCCAGCACCUAAAAACUUCUCUGUGCUCUUCCACAACUUCGUCAAGUUGUGUCUACAGCAUGAUCCAGAAAAACGACCCUCUGCAAGAUCCCUGUUAACCCAUGCCUUUGUGAAACAGGUGAAAAGACACACCAAAGAUUCCUUCCUCACCCUCUUGCACCCUGCUGUGCCACUGAAUAAUCCACAAGUAUUGGCAAAAGCUGCGCAGACUGCAGCUGGGCAAGAUUCUACUACCUCUCCCGAUGCAACAGCUGGAGCAUGGGAAUUCUAAUAGGACAAUCCAUCAAUAAGAAUUCCUAGAUGUGCCAAUCGCCAACAGCAAUGAGCUAUAUUGCAAAUCAAUCAGUACAAACACUUUUUUUAUUGCUGUUUCUACUGCAAAUUAUUAUUUUACAUUUUUAAAAAAUGAAAUGUUUAUGUAAUUUAACACAUUUACACCCUUCAUAAUGGAUCAUUCACAUC